Messenger RNA from Pseudozyma hubeiensis SY62, 1776 nucleotides. RefSeq lists its product as hypothetical. Gene Ontology annotation, cellular component: extrinsic component of mitochondrial inner membrane. The record is from RefSeq and is a predicted model, not a curated record. Bases 1 to 1776 code for a protein of 591 amino acids. The transcript has a single exon. NCBI's taxonomy places the organism in Eukaryota, Fungi, Basidiomycota, Ustilaginomycetes, Ustilaginales, Ustilaginaceae.
AUGCGACCCGUCUCGACACCCUUGUUGAGCUCGAAUCACAGAGCAUGCACAGCUCACCACAGCACAUCGCAAUCACAGCUUGGCCAGCAUCGCACGCUGUUUGGAUUCUCGCUCUUUGGCGGCAGCAAGAAGGACAAGAAGAAUGACCCAUUCGCUCUGCCACCUCGUGCAGCCAAGAAGCCUUUGCUUGCUCAGGACGACCUCUUCCACCCUUUCUCCAAAUCGCCCGUCCCUUCGAUUCGUGCACGCGGCGAGCGCAUCCGAUCGUUAGCACCAUGUCCCGUCAGCAUGUCCAAGUACAAAGUGCGUCGUCUCGUCAACUUUGAGUGUCCCGAUUGCGGCUGGCCGACGCACUACAGCGAAAAGGAAUGGGCCGAAGACACCGAGCACGGCAAGUACGUAGCUCGCCUGCGGGAAGCCAACGAGGAUGAACAUGAUCUCCGCAGCGGUCGCGAGAUGUCCGAAUUCAAGCUGCCAGGUCCUCAGGGCUUCGAAGAGACGAUCAACAUGUCGAAUUGGGAUGUCUUCUUCUACACGCGAAACUUCAACUCGAUAGAGUCGGAUCGUAGCCGAAGACAUGUCAGCAAGCUUCUCACCUUCCCAACCACGAUGGGCGCCGUGAUCCACGAGAACAGUCCCUACACCAAAAAGUCGCGCAGACUGACGCACGAGGGACUGCGCAGUAUGAUUGCAUUGCGACAGACGCUGCAUCCGAAACAGGGCGAUAAGCCGAUGCUCGACAAGAUGCGCAUCUUUGUCGUCGGCGCAAGAGCCGAGUCGACGCUGCCACCUGCCGUGUGGGAUCAGUUGACGUACAUGUUCCCUGGCGUACCCUUCCACCUCUUCCUCAUCGGUCCUGAAGCGCAUAUUCCCACCGACAAGCAGGUCCAGAUGCAGCAGCAGCAAGCUGGGCCAGGCUCCGGUGCCAUCUCGAUGCACAAGGGUCGCGUCCGCAAAUCCAACUACGGCGUGCCUUCUCGCACGGUCGUCGUCUCUGAAGGUCUCACCGUCACCACCAUCCAGUCCAAGUACGAAGAUGUCCAUGCUCAGCUCGAGCCGUUCGAUGCGUAUACCGACGUGUUCUUCGCUUUCAGUCCUGGCUUCGGUUUCCCCUCGCAGAUCGCUGUCGAGGAAGCCGACAAGGCGAGGCAGGAGGAUCGCGAUCACGAGGCUCACUUUGCGCGCGCACAGAGCACCUACCACGCUGCAGGAGCAGAAGCGGCCGAGUCGACCGAAGCGUCUGCUCAAAAGGCUGCUGACGAUGCCGUCGAGCUGGCAAAGUCGCAGAUCGCCGAGCAGCAGCAACAUAUCCACGGCGGGACCGCGCCUUCCGACGUCUCAGCGCCAAAGCGCUCCGAAGCUGCCUACACUAUCGAUGCCACCUCUUCACCUGAAGGCGGCGACAUCCCAUCCGAAGAACCCGCGCCUGUACUUACUUCGCCCGAUGGCCACACUUUCACCGCGCUCACCGCAGCCCCCGUCGUCCAGGCGCAGCGAGAAUGGGCACGAGCCAUCGGGCAGAUCCUCUCGACACGUUGUGCACUCGUCGCCACCGGCUUCUCCCCCGCUGAUGUCGAGCGGGACGUGCUGGCGUUCGAGAGCGUCGACGGCGUGCGUGGCGAGUUUGACUGGCUGAUCACUCCAGGUGAGAACGUGUUUGCUUCGCAACAGUGGGCGGUGGCUGAUUUCGAUCCCAGGGUGGCGGUCAAGGCCAACUGGGGUGUUUGGGCUGUAAGAGGUAAGAGGUACGAUAUUCAGGGUCCCACAGGCUACUGA